UUCUUUUUAUUUUAGGUAUUAAGUAAAAAAUUAAUUCAAUAAAUAUUUAAUAAAAGUUAAAAUGUUACAACCAUCUGGUUUUUUAGACUUCCUUAAAUCAUCAAAGCUGAACAUUUCCAAAGAUGCGAAUUUACACUUUGUGGUAGGCAAUGAAUCUGCUGACCUGGAUUCUAUUGUAUGUUCUUUGGUUUAUGCAUACUACAUGUCAUCCGAUCCAAAUGAGGAAAGUUUUGUGGCAUUGUUACCUAUGUAUCGUGAAGAUUUUGAAUUAUGUUUUGAAGCUUCAGCUUUGUGCAAGAAAUUUGAUAUAACUACUGAAAAUAUGGUAUUCAUUGAUGAUAUUUGCAUUAAUAGUUUGAAUAUUUUUAAACUUACUUUGGUUGAUCAUAACUACGAAACAUUGUUGCAGAAUAUAGAAAAUAAAGUUGUUGAUAUAAUAGACCAUCACCAUGAUGCAUUGCAUCAUAUAAAUGCCAAACGAAAUAUAAAGAUGGUAGGGUCUUGUUGUACCUUAAUUGCUGAAAUAAUUUAUUAUAAUAAACGAGAAUUUUUUGAGAGUAAACCAGUUUCAGAAUUUUUGUUGGCUGGAAUACUAAAUGAUACUGUAAAUCUUGAUCUUCAUAAUGGGCGGACAACUGAGCUUGAUGUAUUCAUGUCAGAGGUGUUACUAGGUUACACAGAGCUUGAUAAAGACGAUUACUUUUUAUUGCUUAAAACUGCCCAAAGUGAAAUGUUUAAAAUGUCUACUAGAGGUAUUCUCCGUAAAGAUUACAAGUUAGUUAGUAAUGCAGAGCCACAAAUUGGGAUAUCUUCUAUAAUGCUACAGUCAGAAACUUUUAUUUCUCGUACUGAUUUUUAUGCUUCCUGUAUUGAUUUUAUGACGAUAAAAAGCCUCGAUGUAAUCAUCAUCAUGUUUUUGCAUUGUGAAAAUAAUGUUGCAAUCAAUCGCGACAUAUUAGUAUUUAGCCUAAAUGGAGAUCAUCUUAAUAAAGUUACUUCGUAUUUGCAAACUCAAACGAAUCUUGAGCUUGUUUAUAAAGAACUUCCUGCUAAUCUCAAACAAAAUGCUUCGUAUUUUUCUCACAACAUAAACUGUUCUAGAAAAAUAGUGCUUCCAUUAUUGUAUGACAUUUUCAAAAAAUGAAUUUUAUUAAUUGAAUAAUAUAUGAAAUGUUAA
Molecule: messenger RNA, 1177 nt
Organism: Hydra vulgaris (swiftwater hydra)
Lineage: Eukaryota; Metazoa; Cnidaria; Hydrozoa; Anthoathecata; Hydridae
Product: exopolyphosphatase PRUNE1
Cellular component (GO): cytoplasm
Molecular function (GO): exopolyphosphatase activity
Source: RefSeq, a predicted model, not a curated record